Messenger RNA from Phalaenopsis equestris, 1326 nucleotides. RefSeq names its product cyclin-dependent kinase C-2-like. The record is from RefSeq and is a predicted model, not a curated record. Gene Ontology annotation, molecular function: cyclin-dependent protein serine/threonine kinase activity; ATP binding; RNA polymerase II CTD heptapeptide repeat kinase activity. NCBI's taxonomy places the organism in Eukaryota, Viridiplantae, Streptophyta, Magnoliopsida, Asparagales, Orchidaceae. Gene Ontology annotation, biological process: protein phosphorylation; positive regulation of transcription elongation by RNA polymerase II. Gene Ontology annotation, cellular component: nucleus; cyclin-dependent protein kinase holoenzyme complex.
GCAAGUAUACAUGGCUAAAGAAAUCAGAACUGGAGAAAUUGUAGCGCUGAAGAAAAUUAGGAUGGACAAUGAAAGAGAAGGGUGUUACAUGAGGCAGCUGUUAACUGGACUACAUUAUUGUCAUGUUAACCAGGUGCUUCAUCGUGACAUCAAAGGAUCUAAUUUACUGAUUGAUAAUGAGGGAAAUCUAAAACUGGCUGAUUUUGGGCUUGCACGCUCAUUUUCUAGUGAUCACAAUGGCAACUUAACUAAUCGUGUAAUAACUUUGUGGUAUAGGCCUCCGGAGUUGCUGCUAGGAGCAACCAAGUAUGGUCCAGCUGUAGACAUGUGGUCUGUUGGUUGUAUUUUUGCAGAGCUUUUACAUGGAAAGCCCAUCUUACCUGGGAAAAAUGAGCCAGAACAGUUGACGAAGAUUUUUGAGCUCUGUGGAACUCCAGAUGAGGUGAACUGGCCUGGUGUUACUAAGAUGCCUUGGUAUAACAACUUCAAGCCUUCAAGGCCAACGAAGAGACGUGUCAGGGAGCUUUUCAAGCAUUUCGACCGUCAUGCCUUGGAGUUAUUGGAGAGGAUGUUAAUGCUCGAUCCAUCUCAGAGAAUAUCAGCAAAAGAUGCACUUGAUGCAGAGUAUUUCUGGGCUGAUCCCUUACCAUGUGAUCCAAAAAGCCUUCCGAAGUACGAAUCUUCCCACGAAUUUCAGACGAAGAAGAAGCGCCAGCAACAACGCCAGCACGAAGAAAUGGCGAAGCGUCAGAAGCUUCAGCACCCUCAGCCUCAUGCCCGUCUUCCUCCCAUCCAACAGACCGGUCAACCUCAUCCCCAAAUGUGGCCUGGUCCCGGUCAACCCAUCCCGGCGGCGGUAGUAGUGCUGGUUAUGGUGCGGCGGCUGGAAACUAUCCACAAGGUGGUCCUUACGGCGCUUCUGGUGCCAACCGUGGCCCAAAUAUGGGUCCGAACCGAAAUCAGUACAAUUGGCAGUAGACACAUUAGUUGCAUUGUGUGUGCUACUUGUUGCUUUGAUUGUGCGUGUAGGCUUUGGGUGCUUGUGCUAGGUUUCUUACUGAUGUAUAAUUGGGUGGUUUCAUAGAGUUUUAGAAAUUGCAUUAUGAGAGCAAACGUGUGCUACCCUUUGUUAAUUAGUUGGUUUUAUGUUCUACGCUGAUCAGUCAUAGUCUAAUGGAAGAUAUGGUCAUUGGACUAGUGAGAUUUGGAUUCAUUUAUGUAAAUGACCCAAAAAAAGAAUGGUCUUUUUUGUGAGAAAGUUGAGCCCAAAGUGCCUUUUAUGUGGACAAAGUAUGUGGUGAAUGACCUUUCUAAGGCAAAAUUUUU